AUGAAGGCCUCCGCCCUCUUGUUCUACCUCUUCACCGUCAGCGUCACUGCGGUCUCAGCACGGUCUCUCUUCACCUCGAAUCAGAAUGCUCUUGUGGACGACCCAAGUUUCCCAGUACCUGGAAAGAACCCACUGAACUUCUGUGCCGAUCCUGCAGAUUAUAUCCUCACCAUCGACUACGUUGAUCUGUCACCCAAUCCACCUGUUCCUGGCGAGAAGCUAACGAUUACGGCCAACGGCACCUUUGCGAAAGACAUUGAACCGGGCGCGACCGUCUUCCUCCAAGUCAAAUAUGGAUUGAUUACCCUUAUCAAGCAAGAGGCAGAUCUUUGUGACAACCUGCCUCAAGUGGACUUGAACUGCCCAUUGGAGAAGGGUGUGUUGACAUUGAAGAAGGAGGUUGACAUUCCCAAGCAAGUCCCGCCUGGAAAGUACACCGUGCUCGCCGAUGUCAACACUGUGGACAAGGAGAAGGUUACUUGCAUGGAAAGCACAGUCGUCUUCUCCAGACAGUGA
Molecule: messenger RNA, 516 nt
Organism: Capronia epimyces CBS 606.96
Lineage: Eukaryota; Fungi; Ascomycota; Eurotiomycetes; Chaetothyriales; Herpotrichiellaceae
Exons: 4
Coding region: 1-516 (171 amino acids)
Biological process (GO): intracellular sterol transport
Molecular function (GO): sterol binding
Source: RefSeq, a predicted model, not a curated record